This is a messenger RNA of Leishmania braziliensis MHOM/BR/75/M2904, 501 nucleotides long. RefSeq lists its product as hypothetical. The record is from RefSeq and is a predicted model, not a curated record. NCBI's taxonomy places the organism in Eukaryota, Euglenozoa, Kinetoplastea, Trypanosomatida, Trypanosomatidae. The coding region runs from base 1 to 501 and encodes 166 amino acids. The transcript has a single exon.
AUGCAGAUCAUUCUCAAGAAUCGAAAUCGCUUCUUCGCGGUGGCGCUCUGGAGCGGCGUGACGACCGUGGUAAUGUUUUGGCUGGUGAUGCGCCGCACUGGCUUCAACACUGCCUACAGUCGGUGCACCUACCUGGUGAUGAUGGGGGAGUAUAAGCAGCUGCUCGAGCCUGGCGCAUUCCCGAGCAACGAGCGCCUUCCACCUCACCUUCGGCUUGACAGGCUUUCUUACUUGGACUUGCCCGAUACGGAGAUUGCGCUGCCACCGGUGAUUGAUGUUAGCAUCUCGGACAGAGAUCAGGUGACACGGUUAGAGAGCCAGCUACCCUCGACGGAGCGGUCGGACUUGCAUGUGCACUUUGGGCCGUUCCAGUCGCAAACGAUCAUCAUGACGUCGAGCUCGAACGAGCGGUACGUGCGGCGGAGACUUGGGUUGUCCGAAAAGGAUCGUAAAAGCCUGGAGGUCGAGGAGCGGCAAGUGCUUGAGCGGGCGCGGACUUGA